CUCGCGCCUGCGCAGUGAGUGUCGACGGCCUCGAGCGCCUAGGCGGGAGGUGUUUCUGAAUGAGAGAAGAGAGCCGCUACAAGUGGACGUGGCUCAACAGGCUUUAGGAUGUCCGAAGAUGAAGAAAAGGUGAAGUUACGCCGACUUGAGCCAGCUAUCCAGAAAUUCACUAAGAUAGUGAUCCCAACAGACCUGGAGAGGUUAAGAAAACACCAGGUAAACAUUGAGAAGUAUCAGCGAUGCAGAAUUUGGGACAAAUUGCAUGAAGAACACAUCAAUGCAGGGCGCACUGUUCAGCAACUCCGCUCCAAUAUCCGAGAAAUGGAAAAGCUUUGCUUGAAAGUUCACAAGGAUGACCUGGUUCUUCUGAAGAGGAUGAUCGAUCCUGUUAAGGAAGCAGCAGCAGCAGCCACAGCAGAGUUUCUCCAGAUCCACUUGGAGUCUGUUGAAGAACUCAAGAAACAAUUUAAUGAGGAAGAAGCUUUAUUACAGCCUUCUCUGACCAGAUCCACGACUGUUGGUGGAGCACUCCACGCUGCAGAGGCCGAAGCUGCUUCUCAGAGUCUGACUCAGAUAUAUGCCUUGCCUGAAAUUCCUCGAGACCAAAGUGCUGCCGAAUCCUGGGAUAACUUAGAAGCGGACUUAAUCGAACUUAGCCACCUGGUCACUGAUUUCUCCCUCCUAGUGAAUUCUCAGCAGGAGAAGAUUGACAGCAUCGCAGACCAGGUCAGCAGUGCCGCUGUGAAUGUUGAAGAGGGAACCAAAAACUUGGGGAAGGCUGCAAAAUACAAGCUGGCAGCUCUGCCUGUGGCAGGUGCACUCAUCGGAGGAGUGGUGGGGGGUCCCAUCGGCCUCCUCGCAGGCUUCAAAGUGGCAGGAAUUGCAGCUGCACUUGGUGGUGGGGUGUUGGGCUUCACAGGUGGAAAAUUGAUACAAAGAAGGAAACAGAAAAUGAUGGAGAAGCUCACUUCCAGCUGUCCAGACCUCCCUAGCCAAAGCGACAAAAAAUGCAGCUAAAGCUCAGGCUUCCACCUGGGGCCAGUGUGUCCACCCUACAGAGCACCUCGCUGUUGCAAAGUGCUCAGCUACUGGACAGUGUCAGCAAGCCCUUCUCCAUGGCCAUGUGCUGUUGAGCCUCCAUCACUGGAUGUAUUUGUUUGCUGGCUGUUAAUGGAGCUGUUAGGAGUGGAGGAGCCUGGGCCGAGGGUGUGUGAUGUCUGUCAGGUCCAGUUUAAAGACUGCCAAAGAGCAAAUAUUCUGCCUGGAAAUGUGAAGAUUGAACCUAUAACUCUAAGGAUCUAAGAUGUGUAGAAAUGUAUUGGGCACAUGAGGGUCAAUAUGUUUGUAGAUUAUUUCCUCCUGUAGGGAGAAACAGAAUGUGAGUUUGGGAGUCUUUCUGUCAGGUAGGGAUGUUGUCGCCUAACAAGGGGUGCAGGCAAACUAUUUCUGUACUUGGGGACUGAUUGUACUUGGAUCCAUCUAUAUUUUCUGGUGAAGGAAAUUAAUACUAUAAAAUGGAAAGAGGAGUCCACAUUCUCUUUACAGACUGUUCAUUAUGACAUGGGUGUCUUUUCUGAAGUCUUCCUUGCCUCUCCAGAUAAAGAGUACAGAAUCUCAUAGCUGGAUCUACUAACCCAGCCACCACGCCCACUUGCAGCUGGUGAUUCUGAAGGUUCUCUGCUUCUAGGGUGAAUUCUAUCCAUGAAAUGAGGAUUUUUCUCAUAAUUCCCAUUUUUUUCAUAUAAUUUUCCAUCUCUAGUUACCCCUUCCUGUAAUCUCUUAAAUUGAAAAAAAGAAAAUUUAAAUAUUUCCAGCAUUUUGGGGCAGAAGGAAGUACAAGAUCACAUCCUGGGCACUGUAGGACUUCCAGGGGCUGACAUACCUGCUGCCUCCAGGGGUCUGAGCCUCUCAGUCCUCUGAUGAGUUGAGAAGGAGCUUUCUGCCCCACUUCUGUCCUGCUUCCCUUUCCCAGGUCAUUCCUGUCCUACAGUUUUUACGGCCGCCUUCCUCUCAGUGUACACACUUCUCUCCUGCUCUAGAUGCCAAGGCCAAGAUUCAGACCCGAUGCAAGCUCUGUGGUGCUAACAUGGACAGCAGACAUGGUCCAGUCCAGCUCCAUGUCUGUCUCAAACAAAAAGUUUUGAAAUUUAGAGAAAAGGAAUUUAAGACUAUAGGCAGCCUCAUCCUGUAUCCCAACUCAUUUGAGAUAGGAGGGAGCCACUGGUUGCCUCAUUUUUUAAUCUCUCCUGAGGAGAAAGCACGGUCAGCCAGGAGCAUGGGUUCAAGCACUGUGGGGUGGUGGCUCACUCCUUUAAUCCCAGCACUUUGGAGGCAGAGGUAGGUAGAUUGCUGUGAGUUGGAGGCCAGCCUGGUCUACAAGAACAGCUAGGCUGUUACACAGAGAAACACUGUCUCAGAAACAAAGCAAAACAAAAACAAAGAGCUGUGUUGAUGUUUGGCCUCUGUUGAUUGCUACCUUUCCCACUCUGUCCGAAGAUCCUUCCCUUUAAUGUUUUUUGAGUCUUGCUAAUGCAUUCCUAUGAAACAAAGCACUAUAUUGUAUUAAACUAUCGGGAAGUAGCAAGUAUUUGUUAUCUGCUGACUUAAGACAUUAAUAUCAAAAAGAGGAAGUACUUUGAAUGAGUGUUGGAUUGUGAUCAUUGUCUGACACUGGGAAUUAAGUAUUUGGAGUAAUUAUUUUUAACUUCAUCCUUUUUUCUCUGUUUCUUGCUGCUCCUUUAAGUUGGGCAUGUCAAACCUGAACAGGAGGCAGAACUCAUCCCAAUUUGAUUUAAAAUAAGAUUCCUUUUAAAUUUUGUUUUGUUUUUCAAGAUGUAUAUCCUGUGUAUCCCUGGCUGUCUUGGAAAUCACUCUGUAAACCAGUUUGGCCUUGAACUAGAGAUGCUCUUGUUUCUGCCUUGGAUUGCUGGGAUUAAAGGCACGUGCCACUACCACACCACCUGACUAUAACAAGAUCCCUGAACCUCCAUCAUCAUGGGUAAUUCUGAUACAGCCAGUCCAGCCUGCUUAGCUGGAAUUCUCAGAAUAAGCUUUGUUAUCUGAUUGUUUAGUCUCCUGUGUUCUACAUCAUCUUCCUCAUUGCUUAGUACUUAUUCUGCCAGUCCCAAAGGGCCACUCAGUCAGUGUACCAUAACAGCCACAGCACGAAGAACCAGGAUGAGGCUUUGCAUUUUCCCUGAGCCAGUGUGGGAACUGUUGACAUGACCAGGAACUGUCAGUAUUGGGCUUUAGAUUCUAGCCAUCUAAAUGCUUAAGGAAGUUACAGUCUUCUUUAAAAUUUUAUACUUUUGAAUUACUUAGAAAUUAUACCUCAUUUCCCUACAAUAACCUUUUGUGGAAAUUGCUUAGAAGUGUUUAAUCAACUUUAAAUUAUAUAAAGUACUUAAAGGUAUAAAUUAGUCAAUAUGACACAGAAGUGAUCUUAAAAUUGAACUUAAUAUGCCCCAUAGUGUCAAGUUAAAUUUAUCUUCUCUAUGAUUUAUGUCUUAUUUUUAUUUCAACCAGUUAAAAAGCACCACUUUAAUUAAGGUUGUAAAAUUUGUAGAUUUUACGUAAAAUUACUCAUUUCAGUAAUAGUAGCACUCCUAAAGACUCUUUUUGAUGCUAUAAUCUGAGAAUUUCUCUGAAAUUUUGGUGUAACCCAUAGUAAAAAAAAUGUAUUAAAAUUGAACGUAUAUACAUGAAAAAUGUUUCUCA
Arvicola amphibius (Eurasian water vole) is the source of this 3717-nucleotide messenger RNA. It is a transcript of the gene Stx17, whose product is annotated as syntaxin 17. The transcript is spliced from 8 exons. Gene Ontology annotation, biological process: exocytosis; intracellular protein transport; vesicle fusion. Bases 109 to 1017 code for a protein of 302 amino acids. NCBI's taxonomy places the organism in Eukaryota, Metazoa, Chordata, Mammalia, Rodentia, Cricetidae. The record is from RefSeq and is a predicted model, not a curated record. Gene Ontology annotation, cellular component: SNARE complex; autophagosome membrane; plasma membrane. Gene Ontology annotation, molecular function: SNAP receptor activity; SNARE binding.